GAAUCAUCGCUUUUCUCUACCAGUAGUUGCUAAGAACCCUGGGGAGGCUGUGGACUGUGAUCAGCUGGGUCAGGCGCCAUGGCUUCUGAUAAGGACGAUAUAAAUGUGCGUCUCAUUGAAUACUACGGACCGAGGCUGCGACGGCUGGUUGUUGUUGAUCAGGUUUUGGAUCAUUAUUUAGAACUUGAACCCGAUGUAAAGGAGCAGAUCCGACAGAAGCAUGCGGCUGUUGGUAACUCAGCUGCUGUGGAUCUCCUUAUUUCCGCAGUCAUAAAGAAGCCACACAAACCUGGCUGGUUCAGGACUUUUGUUGACGCGCUGACACAUGCAGGUUGUGUAUUUGCAGCCGAUUACAUUCAGGUCAAAGCCCCGGAGCCUGAAGUGGAGGCAGAGAAUGAUUAUUGUGUCAAUCUCAUCCAGCUACUCUCUCCCAAGCUGAUGGACAUGAACACUGACGUUGUGUGUGAUCACUGUUUUUCCGAAGGCCUCAUCACACAGGCGGACUCAGAGUUAAUUAAAACCACAACAGCAAAUAAAGGACCUCUGGGUGGAGCCCGUGAACUUCUAUCGUCUAUCGUCAGAGGUCGACCAGGAUGGUUUUCUACAUUUCUUAAAGUUCUGCGUGAAACUGAACACGCUCACCUGCUGAGUGAGCUGACUGGAGAGUCAUCUGACUGUUGCAUGAAAGGUGAGAAACAGUGUUCCCUGGCAGAUGAAGAGAUGGAAACUGAUGCUCCAGCAGCAGCAGGAAGCUGUAACAGCCCAGAGUACACGGUCAUCAGCUCUACUGAGGAGCAUCCGCAGGAAGCAGACUUGUAUGGAGCAGCAAGCAGUGGAACCAAACAAAUGCCAGAGAGCAUGGAGAUCUCACAGCCAGAACCAGAAGCAGCAGCUGGAGGCCCAGAAAAAGAUAAAAUUGUUCUCCGAGAUUAUCAAGAGGAGGUCGCUAAACCUGCCCUGGAGGGGAAAAACAUCAUCAUAUGCCUCCCAACAGGAAGUGGUAAAACCAGAGUUGCAGUUUAUAUUACCAAAAAACAUCUGGACCACAGGAGGGCAGAGAGGCGUUCAGGGAAAGUGGUUGUCCUGGUGAACAAGGUUCCUCUUGUUGAGCAGCAUUAUUCCGAAGAGUUCUGUCGUUUCUUGAAGCCGGCGUAUAAAGUGGAGAGAGUCAGCGGAGACUGCCAGCUCAAAAUCUCUUUCACAGAGAUUGUGAAGAACAACGACGUCAUCGUUUGCACAGCGCAGAUCCUUGAGAAUUUCUUGGAGAGGUCCAACACAGGAGAGGAUGAAGGGGUGAACUUGAGCGAUCUCACACUGAUCGUGAUAGAUGAGUGUCACCAUACUCAAAAAGGAGGCGUCUACAACCACAUAAUGAUGCGCUACCUGAAGCAGAAGCACAAAAACCGAUUGCUGAAGAAGGAGCAGAAGGAGCCCGUGCCCCUCCCUCAGAUCCUGGGCCUGACUGCCUCACCAGGGGUCGGGGGAGCCACAAAAAUGGCGAAAGCUGAGGAUCACAUACUGCGUAUUUGUGCAAACUUGGAUGCCUACAAAAUCAUGACCGGAGACCUUGGGCAACACAAAAAGGAACCAAGAAAAAACUGUAAAACUAUUGAAGACAGAAAAGAGGAUCCCUUUGGGGAUGUAAUCAAGAACAUCAUGAAUGCAAUUCAUACCCAUGCUGAGUUGAACCCCACCUCUGACCUUGGCUCUCAGACUUAUGAACAGUGGGUUGUUCAAAAAGAGCGCCUAGCUGCGACGGAGGAAAAUCAGAAAGUGCGGGUCUGUGCAGAGCACCUUCGGCAGUACAGCGAGGGCCUGAAUCUCAGCAACACCAUUCGCAUGCGUGAUGCCUUCAAUUUCCUGAACAAAUACAACGAGGAGGAGAUAAAGAAGAAAAGGACACCAGAUGAGGAGGAGCAGAAAAUAAAAAUCACAGACACAGAGAGAUUCCUCUUCAAUUUGUUUAAUGAGAAAAAGGAAGAGCUGAAGAGGCUUACAGAGCAUCCCGAGUAUGAAAACAAAAGCCUGUCACAGCUGAGAAGUAUAGUUCUGCAGGAGUUCACCAGCAGGGAUAAGGCCAGAGGGAUCAUUUUCACCAAAACGCGUCGCAGUGCCAUUGCUCUAAGUCAGUGGAUUCAGGAAAACUCCAAGUUUGAUGACGUUGGAGUGAAAGCAGCGUACGUGAUCGGAGGAGGAGACCAGAGCAAUGUUAAACCGAUGACCACUGCGGAGCAAAGGGACGUGCUGACCAAAUUCCGCGAUGGUGAAGUCAACCUGCUGAUUGCUACCACCGUGGCAGAGGAGGGCUUGGACAUAGCAGCCUGCAAUUUAGUUAUCCGAUACGGACUCGUGACUAAUGAAAUUGCUAUGAUUCAGGCUCGAGGCAGAGGAAGAGCGGAGGACAGCAGUUACACUCUGGUGGAGGUGAAGAAUUCGGGCGUGUUUGAGAAGGAAAGUGUCAACGAGUACCGCAUCACCAUGAUGGACAAAGCCAUAGAGAAAAUCAGAGCCUUAGAUCGAGGGGAAUACGAGAAACGAAUCACUGACUUUCAGCUUCAGGCUAUAAUGGAGAACAGGGUGAGAAUGACAAAAAAGAAGCAGAAAAGCAUGCAGGAGCAAAAGGGUGAUGUGAAAUUUAGCUGCCGAAGCUGCAGCAAGCACGUCUGCACCGGCGAGGACAUCCAGAUCAUCGAAAAUAUGCACAGAGUCAAUGUCACACCGGAGUUCUGUAAACUUUUCAUUAAGAGAGAGAACACUACACUUCAAGAGCGACUUCUCGAUUAUGAGACCAAUUUCUUCAUAGCAUGCAAAGAGUGCGGGCAGAGAUGGGGUUCCAUGAUGAUCUUCCGAGGGAUCGAUGUCCCCUGCCUCCACGUGAAAAACUUUGUGGUGACAUUCAACGAGAAGAAGAUCAGCAAAUGCACCAAGUGGAAUGAGCUCAACAUCAAGUUCCCCGCCUUCGACUACGCCGAACAUGCGAGACAGGUGGUCGACAACUCAGACGAAGAUGAUGAUUGAGUCACAACUACGCAGACUUGCUAAUACUCACAAAAACAUUGAUUGCUGUUGUAUUCUUAUCUUUGGCUUCCACAACAUGGUAAAAACUCUGCUUCCUUUGAGUGUUACAAUGCAAUGCCAACUAUAGUCCCUAGUGGUGGUGGAUUUAAAUACGUGGUGUGAACCAUGUACAAUAUUUUUAUCGUUCUUGUGGGGGAAAUGGCUUCUUUUAGAAAUGUAUAAGAUCGUCAACAUGAAUUUGCUUUGGGGUUAUAUGGUAUACUCAAUGAAUUUACUGCAGAAACUGUAACAAAAUGAACAAAAUGUAUGUACAUACUGUGUGCAUCACUGAUACAGAAUGAGGGAAAUGAUUUUCCUCUCAAACCCCUGUGGUCUCAUGAGAUUGAAGCCACUGAGCCUGUGAUAGCCCCUCAGAGCCCACCUGUCAAGACACGCAGACAAACAGGUGCUGGUGAUUUUCCAUGAAAUCCAACUGUUGAGCCAGUCAUACGGCUAUUUUUAGAACUACUUGUUAAGAGUUGUUUCCGCAUACAGAUAGACACCUGUGUGAUGUGAUUGUCUGGAGUGUGCACUAACUUUUAUGGAUCACUGAGCAGCCAAAUAAAAUAUUAAACUAUA
Molecule: messenger RNA, 3636 nt
Organism: Centropristis striata (black sea bass)
Lineage: Eukaryota; Metazoa; Chordata; Actinopteri; Perciformes; Serranidae
Gene: ifih1
Product: interferon induced with helicase C domain 1
Exons: 16
Coding region: 79-3018 (979 amino acids)
Biological process (GO): positive regulation of interferon-beta production; response to virus; innate immune response
Cellular component (GO): cytoplasm
Molecular function (GO): single-stranded RNA binding; zinc ion binding; double-stranded RNA binding
Source: RefSeq, a predicted model, not a curated record